This is a messenger RNA of Trichoderma reesei QM6a, 366 nucleotides long. RefSeq lists its product as uncharacterized. Gene Ontology annotation, molecular function: protein binding. The record is from RefSeq and is a predicted model, not a curated record. Lineage: Eukaryota; Fungi; Ascomycota; Sordariomycetes; Hypocreales; Hypocreaceae. The annotation marks the transcript as partial. The transcript is spliced from 2 exons.
UCGCCAUUGUCCCUCGCGGCACGACGGGGAGAUACAGAACGUGUGAAGCAGUUGCUUGAAGACCCUGAUGUUGACCUCAACGCCGUCGACUAUUGGAGCAGUACUCCACUCACCUACGCUGCGCGGAAUUGCCAUAUCGACAUAGUAAGGAUGAUGAUAUUGCUCACGAGGAACGGCGCCAAUGCAAACGCAAGGGAUCGCAGUGAACGAACGGCGAUCUCAUGGGCUGCUCAAGCCGGACAAGCUGAUGCCGUAGAUUUGUUGCUGAAACACGGCGCUGAUGCAAACCUACCGGAUAGGUACGGAAGCACACCGCUCUGGUACGCAUUAAGGGAAAAUGAGGAGGAAAUCGCGAAGAAACUGAUA